Messenger RNA from Tribolium madens (black flour beetle), 2293 nucleotides. It is a transcript of the gene bgm, whose product is annotated as very long-chain-fatty-acid--CoA ligase bubblegum. The coding region runs from base 287 to 2260 and encodes 657 amino acids. NCBI's taxonomy places the organism in Eukaryota, Metazoa, Arthropoda, Insecta, Coleoptera, Tenebrionidae. Gene Ontology annotation, cellular component: membrane; endoplasmic reticulum. The transcript has 9 exons. The record is from RefSeq and is a predicted model, not a curated record. Gene Ontology annotation, molecular function: long-chain fatty acid-CoA ligase activity.
CAGUCGUACUUCUUAUUUUCAAGCCGUUUAGUUUAUAAAAAAUUCUACGUGCGUGAAAUUUUCGUGAGCACAGGUGAAAACAGAUUUAAGUCAAGGAGGGGGGCACCAGCGAUUGACCAAGCACCCACUUAGUAAUCACAUGUUGAUGCAACCAGCAAUGUAGUCAAGAUUUGUAUUAUUAUUUUGUUACCUUCAUAAAAUCAAAUGGCAGUUAUUAUCAGUUGGCCGAGUCAUUUUUAUUCGAAAAUAAAUAAAGUGUGUACGCUAAUGAGCGUUAGGUGCAAUAAUGGCCAGCGAAUUUCAAAACGGUCCAGACCAAAUUUUACCAGCGGAAGAAUUUACCACAACCAAUCCAGAUGUCCCUGUGCGUCUUCGUAUCCCUGAAAGUGGAAAAGCGAUUGAAACAACUCCUCCAGUCUCAAUCCCUGGACUUCUCAAACAAAGCGCCACCGAUUUUCCCGACCAUUCUGCGUUAGCAUACAAGGCCGAGGGAAAAUGGAACAAGAUAACAUACAAGGAAUAUUACGAAUUAGUUCGAACUUGUGCUAAAGCUUUCAUCAAGUUGGGUUUAGAAAGACACCAUGCUGUUUGUAUCUUGGGUUUUAAUAGCCCGGAAUGGUUUAUUUCAGAUCUUGCUGCAAUUUUUGCCGGGGGAAUAGCUGUGGGGAUUUACACAACGAAUUCAAGUGAAGCGUGUUUCCAUUGCGCCAAUCACAGUAGAGCGAAUAUUAUUGUCGUACAAGAUCAAAAGCAACUCGAAAAAAUUCUUGCAAUCAAAUCUCGAUUACCACAUUUAAAAGCCAUUAUACAAUAUGAAGGGACCCCGUCAACUCCUGAUGUUAUCAGCUGGGAAKAUUUAAUGAUAAUUGGAAAAGAUCAAGACGAUACAAAUCUCGAAAAAAUUCUUAGUAGUAUAGGAGUUAACGAAUGUUGCACUCUCGUCUAUACGUCUGGUACUGUCGGUAAGCCCAAAGCUGUGAUGUUAAGUCACGAUAACUUAACUUGGGAUGCGUUGUCGAUCUGUGAGCGUUUAGACGUAAAAAAGGGCGAAGAAGUUAUUGUUAGUUACUUACCUUUGAGUCAUGUGGCGGCCCAAGUGACCGAUAUUUACAUAGCAAUGAUGUACGCAGUUUGUAUUUAUUUCGCCGAUGCAAACGCUCUUAAAGGUUCCCUAAUAAACACUUUACAAGAAGCACAACCGACGAAAUUCUUGGGUGUUCCACGAGUUUGGGAAAAAAUGCAUGAAAAAAUGAUGCAAGUGGCCGCUCAAAAUGGCCGAGUUAAGAAGGCUUURGCUUCAUGGGCCAAAAGCCAAGCUUUACACUAUCAUCUUAACCGAAUUAAAGGGGUUAAUGGAAGCAGUUGGGGGUAUUGUCUCGCAAGCUCUGUCAUUUUUAAGAAAAUCAAACAAGCAUUAGGUUUGAGUCGUUGCACAUUGUUUGUAUCAGCGGCGGCACCUCUUGCUGCUGAUAUCAAGCGUUAUUUCUUGAGUAUCGAUAUGCCCAUAAUGGAAGCUUUUGGUAUGUCUGAGGCAAGUGGGGCACAUACCAUGUGCAAUAUGGGGUCGUUUGGUUUGGAAACGAUAGGAAUGGCACUCCCGGGGAUGAAAACCAAAAUACUUAACCCCGAAGAUGGGCAAGGGGAGAUCUGUAUGAACGGACGUCAUAUUUUCAUGGGGUAUUUGGGCGACAGGGAAAAAACAGAUGAGGCUAUUGACUCUGACGGAUGGUUGCAUUCGGGAGAUUUAGGACGAAUUGACGAAAAUAAUUUCAUUUAUAUUACGGGACGUUUGAAGGAACUUAUCAUUACAGCAGGAGGUGAAAAUAUACCACCGGUACCAAUCGAGCAGCUUGUCAAAUCGGAAUUGCCCCACAUCAGUAAUGUGUUUCUUGUUGGAGAUAAGAAAAAAUUCUUGUCGGUCUUAUUGAGUUUCAAAACCGAUGUUGAUUCUGAGACUGGUAGACCAUUGGAUACCUUAAUACCCAGUGUUCAAGAUUGGUUAAAAAGUUUAGGAUGUCCGGCGAAAACCGUCACUGAGAUUCUAGAAGCAGGACCACAUCCCAAUCUUUUAGAAGCACUCAAAGAAACGAUCGAUCGAGUUAACCAACAAGCUGUUUCCAACGCCCAAAGAAUACAAAAAUUGUCAAUACUUCCAGUUGAUUUUUCGGUAGCUACAGGGGAAUUAGGACCAACAAUGAAAGUCAAACGAAACGUAGUGGCUGCCAAAUAUGCAGAUAUAAUAGAAAAAAUGUAUGUAUAAAAAAAUCGUUCAAUAAAGUGUUUUGGAAUAGUA